Molecule: messenger RNA, 1288 nt
Organism: Eutrema salsugineum
Lineage: Eukaryota; Viridiplantae; Streptophyta; Magnoliopsida; Brassicales; Brassicaceae
Product: probable ADP-ribosylation factor GTPase-activating protein AGD15
Exons: 9
Coding region: 298-1005 (235 amino acids)
Molecular function (GO): GTPase activator activity
Source: RefSeq, a predicted model, not a curated record
AUAAAAACAGAGUCUUGCUGUGACCCAUUAAGCUCGAAGAAGAGAAACAGCUAACCUGAGGAAAAUUGAGGUUGAGGACGAUGAUUUUGGCCCCGGGAACGUAGAAGAGAAAUCGAUUCUUCAAUGGGAGUUGGGGAGGGUUUGAGAGCAAAUCGAGAGAGCUAGGGAUUACAUUUCAUUCUCUACUUCUGAUUUGACCCUUCACUGUCUCCAUCUUCUCCUCCUCCGAUUAUUAAUUAAUUAACAAAAAUAGAAAGGGAGAGAGAUGUGGUGUCGUAAUCACAGAUAUAAAAAGGGAUGAACGGGAAGGCCUCUGUUUCCAAGGAGCUCAACGCCAAGCAUUGCAAGAUAUUGGAAGCACUUUUGAAGCAUCCGGACAAUAGAGAAUGUGCAGAUUGUAGAUCCAAGGCACCAAGAUGGGCAAGUGUGAACCUUGGGAUAUUCAUUUGUAUGCAAUGCUCUGGAAUCCAUCGUAGCCUUGGUGUCCACAUCUCACAGGUAAGGUCUAUAACUCUGGAUACAUGGCUUCCAGAUCAGGUUGCUUUCAUGCAAUCUACCGGUAAUGCUAAGGCAAAUCAGUAUUGGGAAUCAGAAUUGCCUUGUCAUUUCGAGAGAAGUUCAAGCGACGCGUUUAUCAGAGCCAAAUACAAUGAGAAGAAAUGGGUUUCACCGAGAGGGAUACAACCGGCUCCUAUAGUUAACCAACUAAGCUGCAAAGUUAGUCACUUGGUAGAAAGCGGAUAUAAGCCCGAAACUCCAAAGAAAGCAAGAACACUUUCACUUGAUGAAGAGAUCCUUCUUAAGCAUGUUCUUGAAGCAACACCUCCAGAAACAAGACUUCGUGGGGGUUCAGUAGAUAUGAAGGAGAAUGUGUAUGCUCUACCUUUACCAGUGGGGAUGGAAGUUAAGAAACCAAACCAAAAGAAUGAAAUUUUCUCCAGCGAACUGAAUCAUAAUAGAAGAACCACCAUAGCACCACCCUCGAGCUGGGCUACUUUUGACUGAAGACAAGAGGUGUACAAGGAGAAGAUGGAUGCUCUGGAAAGAAGUCAUCAUGUGGGUUUUUAUAAUUAUAGUCAACAGGUUGGCAAAGAUGGGAUGAUGAAUUCAAAAGUCAACAAGGGAAGUUGUUUUGUUUUCUAUUUUUUUGGUCUUUUUAUAUAUAUAUAUAGAUAGAUUGUUUCUUUAUCCAAUUUUCGUUGCUUGUAGCUAAAUCAUUUAAAUACAAAUGGAAGAGAGACAUCUUGAGUAUUUGGACAGAAAGCAAUAGAACUCACCAUCUUGUGUA